CUAGGUCUCAGUAACAUCAUCGGCAUCAUCGUCUACAUCUCGGCUAACUCUGGCGACCCGGGUCAGAGUGACAGCAAGAAGAGUUACUCGUACGGCUGGUCCUUCUACUUCGGGGCGUUGUCCUUCAUCAUGGCGGAGACGGUGGGCGUUCUGGCCGUCCACAUGUUUAUAGAGAAACACCGGAAGCAGAGGGCCAAGUCUCGCACCGAACUCAUCAAGAAAUCAGCGUUCAGCCGUAUCCCGUCUUACCGUUACCGCUUCCGCCGUCGCUCCAGCAUCCGUUCCUCCGAGGCGCCCAGCCGGGAUGCUUCUCCCGUCGGGAAGGGGGGUUACAGCGGCCCGGGGACAGCCUCCGACCUCCCCAUGUACACGCUAACCCCCCGCGAAGCCGGAUCUAAGGCCGGCAUGGGGGGAGUGCUCAAUUCAGAGAGGGAGUUUCUACAGGGCGGUACUCUGGCCAAUACCAAGGACUACGGCAAAGACGCAGCCAAUAGGAGAACCACGCCCGUCUGAGGGAGGCGGGGCCUAGGAGAUGAUUGGAUGGGAGAUGGAUGAUGAUAAUGAUGAUGAGAGACAGUGAGGGAGGAAGAGGCAUUAUGAACUUUGACCUCUCUGCAACCUCCAGGGAUAAUUGGCAAAGGGGGUUGAAAUUAGACGUUGGUUCCUAACCACAGAUCUAGGAUCAGAUUCCCCUUUUAAAACCCCUUAACCUCAUCCCCUAGUGCAGGGGUGGGGGGGUAACUACCCCUUAACCUCAUCCCCUAGUGCAGGGGGGGGGGUAACUACCCCUUAAACUCAUCCCCUAGUGGAGGGCGGGGGCACUACCUCCUAACCUCAUCCCCUAGUGGAGGGGUGGGGCACUACCCCCUAACCUCAUCCCCUUGUGCAGGGGUGGGCACUACCCCUUAAUUAACCUCAUCCCUUAGUGCAGGGGUGGGCACUACCCCUUAAUUAACCUCAUCCCCUAGUGGAGGGGGUGGGCACUAC
Messenger RNA from Oncorhynchus nerka (sockeye salmon), 987 nucleotides. Its product is annotated as voltage-dependent calcium channel gamma-3 subunit-like. Gene Ontology annotation, biological process: regulation of AMPA receptor activity; neurotransmitter receptor transport, postsynaptic endosome to lysosome; postsynaptic neurotransmitter receptor diffusion trapping. The transcript has a single exon. Gene Ontology annotation, molecular function: voltage-gated calcium channel activity; channel regulator activity. The annotation marks the transcript as partial. Gene Ontology annotation, cellular component: postsynaptic density membrane; AMPA glutamate receptor complex. NCBI's taxonomy places the organism in Eukaryota, Metazoa, Chordata, Actinopteri, Salmoniformes, Salmonidae. The record is from RefSeq and is a predicted model, not a curated record.